AUGGAAGCUAGUGGAAAUGAGGAGCAGUUUCCUCUGUAUCACAAAAAUGCUGAGAAACUCUACACUCUCAUUGCAUCUGAUAGUGGUUCUUUAGAUUCUGCUACGAAUGUUUCUACUAGCACCAAUAACUUGAAACCAGAGGAAGAGGAACUACAUAGCAAGAUUGGAUUUGAGAAUUGUGAUAAAAGUUUGGAGGAUCAGAGGCAAUUUGAGAACAGGACCAGACAAAAUUACCUUGCUGAGAUGAACAAGAAAGCAGAUGGAGUGACAAAUGAUUUGCCUCGAUUAUCCAAGGUCAACUAUGUGGAUGGAUCUGGCAUAUUUGGUGCUGGACUAAAAAACGAUGGCGAAAACAAUUGCUUUUUAAAUGUGAUCAUACAGUGCUUAUGGAAUAUACAACCAGUUCGGUAUGAGUUAAGCAGCAUAUCAGAUUCAGGACAUGAGCAUGUUGGAGAUCCCUGCAUUGUUUGUGGAUUAGCUGAGGUGUUUGGUAAACUAAGUGAGGCAUCUACCAGUUUCAGGAGAGAAAUUGGUUCUACAACCUCCUUAAGAACUGCCAUCGGCAAAUGGUCCCCUCAUAGGGAUCUCUUUCAGGAGGUUUGUAAGGAGAAUGUUGAAUACCUCUUCUACUCUUGCUCUCAGUUUAACCAAUAG
This is a messenger RNA of Dovyalis caffra, 654 nucleotides long. NCBI's taxonomy places the organism in Eukaryota, Viridiplantae, Streptophyta, Magnoliopsida, Malpighiales, Salicaceae. The record is from the annotation of a GenBank genome assembly.